AUGGUACGCCGCGUACGAGUAUGUCGCUCUCCCAACGCCUCGCCUCCUGGCAAAAAGAAACGGGCAUCACCAAAGCCCAAAGCUGAAGCUGAAGCGAAAUUCCAGCGGGACGUACAACAAGCUCGUCAAUUACUACGCGGCCUCUCAGUCUCACCCGAAGCUGGUCCCUGUACUCACGACUAUGACGCUCAGUUGAAUCAAUUUAUGCCGUAUGGAGAUGAAGAGCCUUCCGAAGAUGAAGAGGAAGGUGGCGACGAUGACGAUGGUGUUGGAAGUGGCUGGGUUAACAUGAAGGAUUUUGAUGAGGAUGGGUCAAUCCGACGUUUUGUGGCCAAACAACGAGAAUAUCAUUAUGCUCAACAACGUGACAAGCUUCGGAUGCAGUGGGCCGAAAUCAAAAACCAGCUGACUGCUGCUUACCUCGAAUGUCAAGCUACGACAACGAACUGGACCACCCAAUUCUCAUACCUCGACGACGUCAGUAAGGAUUGUCAAUGCAAAGUAUUUCAUCAUCGCAAUAUGGAUCUAGUUGAUAUUCUCGUAUCGGGAUUUAUCAAAGGGUUGAUGAACUUCCUCAAUACUAGAUCUGCCAAGCCAUUGAAGGCACGAGGAGGCCGUGGUACACGUCGCAAUCUCACCCAACCUUUCUCGAACGCCAGCCACCUCUUCAGUCGAGUGAAAGUGUUGUCAAAUCAGCUACUUCAAGAAGGUCUCCAAAUGAAGCCAGCGGACGUUUGGGCUCUCAAAGAUGGAGCUGAAGACGUACAAACUAACCAAUUGGCCCUCAGGAUCCAUGUUCUGAAGCUCACAAGGCCGCCGACGACACCAGAGGCAAGUCCACAUGGGAUAAAUGCGACGAUACCGGGCUCUUCGCGGCGGCAUGUCGCCACGAUGUUCCCCUGGCGAUGGCGAACAUCUAUCAAAGUGGCGAGAACUUUGGCCUUGGUACUGUUGGCGGGUACUGGGGAUUGGCUUCAACGUCGAUUUCGAAAAUCAACAUCAACCGUCCAAGAAGCUCAACAGCAAUUGAUGACCCUGUGCACAGAGGCUAAUCCUUACCAGCCCGGCACAAACUACAACGCAGCGUACUUUAAGACGCAAUGGGAAGCAGAAAGAGCAGCUAACCGCACUACCGCCAAAGACAUCAAGGUGCGACAACAAAUCGAACUAGGUAAACUACUUUGCCUGGAAGCAAAGAUGUAUGAAACAUGGGCAAAUGAUACGGACAACGAAGAGCACACCUUUAAACGGCUGGACGACUUUCAAACAAUUGCCAAGGAUAUUGAGGCGCAGCGCAAGAAAGUCGGCCUUCCAGAAAGCUUAUCUAGGCUACCACGUACUUUAACUUACAACUUUGCGAAAUCAGCAACAGCGAUUGAUCUAUUUCUGAAAGUUUGGUAUGCGAAAACGGAGGUUAGAACACGAUUUCUGGCAUUACGGGCUGAGCAGAGGCCAUUAGAUCCCGAGAACAAGGUUGGAGGUGGCUCCAAGCUUGGGCAACACGAGAAAGAACGUAUAAUGACUGCGAUUUCGAAAAGAUCGAAAACAAUGAAAAAAGCCCUAGCAACUUAUAACAAAGUCGCCCAACAGUUUCAGGCCGAUUUUCCAGACCACCGAUCAUUUCUAACUAAUGCAGGUUCUUUCAAGCUCUUCAUUGCGCACGAAGAUAGUGCUAGUACGAGGGUUACUUCAUACCGACUUCAUCCGGCUUUCUACGUUACAAGUCAG
Melampsora larici-populina 98AG31 is the source of this 1728-nucleotide messenger RNA. RefSeq lists its product as uncharacterized. The transcript has 9 exons. Lineage: Eukaryota; Fungi; Basidiomycota; Pucciniomycetes; Pucciniales; Melampsoraceae. The annotation marks the transcript as partial. The record is from RefSeq and is a predicted model, not a curated record.